AUGGCGGACCCUGACAAGGGCACCUCUGUCGUGGGAAAAGACCACACGCCUGGAGGAUCACCUGGAAUGGAUUUCGAACCUAACCUCGCAGUGGUAUCUGAGAUCCCAUCGGAGCCGGAUUCCCCUCCUCUGUCACCGAUCUCAUUGAAUGAGACAGCUCAACACGAGCGGAUGCCGGAAUUUCCCACUCAAGAACUAUCGGAAAACCAUCAUGAUUCAGCUUCAGCUCAUGAUGAUUUGUCGUCACCCAGCAAUAAAUCAGUCACGCUACAAAGUCCGCUAUCUGAACGAAGAUCGGCGAAAGUAGAAGCACUGAAUGCGGCAGUACUAAAUUCCCCUGGAUCUUCCAGAAGCUCGUUUUCAUCGUCACCGGGAUCUGUUCCGGGAGCUCGUCGAAAAUCAUCGUCAAGAAAAAGUUCCCUUACUCGGAAUCCAGAGUCAUCGCGGUCGGAGCUGCGUGGAACACUUCCACUGAAAGUGUCACCUAGGUCAAGCAUUUCGUCAACCUCUUCAAAGGAAAUUCCUAUGAAAUUUCAGUCAAUCGAUCUUGAACGAGAAUUACCAGAAAUCUUUAGCACCUCUUUGAAUCCUGCAAUCCAAGAUCCAGAUAUGAGCGCGUUCUACUCAAGAAUCAAGAGCCCGCCACCGGUUUAUGUGGGCCGAGCGUGUGAGUUAACGCUAUUUUUUUUGUAAGA
Messenger RNA from Cylicostephanus goldi, 695 nucleotides. The record is from the annotation of a GenBank genome assembly. Lineage: Eukaryota; Metazoa; Nematoda; Chromadorea; Rhabditida; Strongylidae.